UCAAGUAGGUCAGUUUGUUUUGGGGGCGUACGUGUGUUAAACGACAGGUUAACUCAGAAAUUGAACAGAUUAAGAUAAUUUCUGGCGGCUUCUUGCUCACUGCUGACGUUUCUAGUCCCCAACAGCGAUGUCGACUGGUAACUUCCACCAGACCGCAUUUUUACACUCAAACAUAGCCACAGCCGCUGGGUUGUGUCUGUUGGCUGUAGUUGUGGCACUACUGCUAAAGGUUGCGUGUGUUGUUCAGCGGAAACUCAGAGUGUUGAGGGCGCUGAAGAAGGACUUCCCAACCCCGCCAGGGGCACACUGGCUCCUGGGACACCUGGUCUUUUUCGCAAAGGGUGAACGGGAAUUCGAAAGGAUUUUUCUAGAAUUUGCAAUCCGAUAUCCACACGUGUGCAUCUACAUGAAUGGUCCGCUAGAUAGUUCACUGUCGGUUCAUCACCCGGACUACAUUAAGGCGGUACUACAACGGCCAGAUAAGAAGGAUGAACGAGUUUACGGCCUACUACGACCCUGGCUCGGGGACGGCCUUCUGACCACCAGCGGUGCAAAGUGGUUCCGGAACCGUCGACUCCUCACGCCGGGGUUCCACUUCGAGGUGCUGAGACCGUACGUCAAGCUGUUUUCGGACAGUACAAAUGUCAUGCUGGAAAACUGGGAAGAGUCUGGGGCUGGCACCUCCAUAGAUGUGUUUCAACACGUCAGCCUGAUGACUUUGGACAGUAUGCUGAAGUGUGCUCUCAGUCAGGACACCGGCUGUCAGAAAAGGAAGACGUUCAAUAGCUACAUCUCUGUAGUUCAUGAGCUUUCUGCGCUGGUCAUGUCCAGAGCCAAGGGUUUGAUGGCUUUUGUGAGUGACUUCAUCUACUACAACUCAGCAUCCGGCAAAAGGUAUAAGAAAGCAUGCAAGGAGGUUCAUCAAUUUUCCGAAAAGAUAAUUCAGUAACGGAAAAAAGCUCUUGACAAUCUGUCCAGCACUGAGACAACUCGGCGACAAAAAUAUCUGGAUUUUCUCGACAUAUUACUGAUGGCAAAGGAUGAAGAUGGUAACGGCCUGACUGAUGCCGAGAUUCGUGACGAGGUGGACACCUUCAUGUUUAAGGGACACGACACCACAGCCAGCGGGCUGGCCUGGACCCUGUACUGUAGUUUAAAUGUACCCACCCCUGUAUCAUGUUCAGGAUGAAGACGGUAACGGCCUGACUGAUGCUGAGAUCCGUGACGAGGUGGACACCUUCAUGUUUGAGGGACACGACACCACAGCCAGCGGGCUGGCCUGGACCCUGUACUGUCUGGCAC
Molecule: messenger RNA, 1302 nt
Organism: Branchiostoma floridae (Florida lancelet)
Lineage: Eukaryota; Metazoa; Chordata; Leptocardii; Amphioxiformes; Branchiostomatidae
Product: cytochrome P450 4F22-like
Exons: 8
Coding region: 128-949 (273 amino acids)
Molecular function (GO): oxidoreductase activity, acting on paired donors, with incorporation or reduction of molecular oxygen; heme binding; monooxygenase activity
Source: RefSeq, a predicted model, not a curated record